Messenger RNA from Chlorocebus sabaeus (green monkey), 3056 nucleotides. The record is from RefSeq and is a predicted model, not a curated record. NCBI's taxonomy places the organism in Eukaryota, Metazoa, Chordata, Mammalia, Primates, Cercopithecidae.
UCAGCCUCCCGAGUAGCUGGGAUUACAGGCACGCACACACUCGGCUAAUUUUUGUACUUUUUAGUAGAGAGGGAGUUUCACCAUAUUCGCCAGACUCUUUACCAGACUCCUCACCUGAAGUGAUUGGCCUGCCUUGGCCUCCCAAAGUGCUGGGAUUACAGGUGUGAGCCACCACACCCGGCUUGAGUGCGGGUUUCUUCCAUUAUAAGAAAGUGAAACCCAUAAUGAAAAUGCAUGAUGUUUCAGGAUUCUGUGGCCUUCGAGGAUGUGGCUGUGAGCUUCACCCAGGAAGAAUGGGCUUUGCUGGAUCCUUCCCAGAAGAAUCUCUACAGGGAUGUUAUGCAGGAAACCUUCAAGAACCUGACCUCUGUAGGAAAAACAUGGAAAAUUCAGAACAUGGAAGAUAAGUACAAAAAUCCCAGGAGACAUCUAAGUCUUAUGAGAGAGAAACUCUUUGAAAGCAAAGAAAGUCAUUACUGUGGAGAAAGCUUCGACCAGAUUGCAGAUGACAUGCUGAAAAAGAAAACUCUUCCUGAAGUAAUACCGUGUGAAAGCAGUGUGUGUGGAGAAGUUGGCGUGGGUCACUCAUCUCUUAAUAGGCACAUCAGAGCUGACAUUGGACACAAGUCUUCUGAGUAUCAGGAAUAUGGAGAGAAUCCAUAUAGAAAUAAGGAAUGUAAGAAAGCCUUCAGUUAUCUUGACUCCUUUCAAUCACAUGAUGAAGCUUGCACUAAAGAGAAACCCUAUGAUGGUAAAGAAUGUGCGGAAACCUUCAUUUCCCAUUCAUGCAUUCAAAGACACAAGGUGAUGCACCGUGAAGAUGGACCUUAUAAAUGUAAGUUUUGUGGGAAAGCUUUCUUUUUUCUCAGUUUAUGUCUUAUCCAUGAACGAAUUCACACUGCUGUGAAACCACAUGAGUGUAAACAGUGUGGUAAGGCCUUUACUCGUUCCACUACCCUUCCAAUACAUGAAAGAACUCACACAGGAGUGAAAGCCGAUGCAUGUAAGGAAUGUGGGAAUGCAUUCAGUUUUCCUAGUGAAAUUCGUAGACAUAAAAGGUCUCAAGCUGGAGAAAAACCCUAUGAGUGUAAGCAAUGUGGGAAAGUCUUCAUUUCUCUCAGUUCGAUUCAGUAUCAUAAGAUGACUCACACUGGAGAGAAACCCUAUGAAUGUAAGCAGUGUGGGAAAGCCUUUAGAUGUGGCUCACACCUUCAAAAGCAUGGAAGGACUCACACUGGAGAGAAACCCUAUGAAUGUAGGCAAUGUGGUAAAGCCUUCAGAUGUACCUCGGACCUUCAAAGGCAUGAAAAGACACACACUGCUGAUAAACCCUAUGGAUGUAAGCAGUGUGGUAAAGGCUUUAGAUGUGCUUCACAACUUCAAAUUCAUGAAAGGAUGCACAGUGGAGAGAAGCCCCAUGAAUGUAAGGAAUGUGGAAAAGUAUUCAAGUAUUUUUCUUCCUUGCAUAUACAUGAAAGGACGCACACUGGAGAGAAGCCCCAUGAAUGUAAGCAAUGCGGAAAAGCAUUCAGGUAUUUCUCUUCCUUGCAUAUACAUGAAAGGACACACACUGGAGAUAAGCCAUAUGUGUGUAAGGUCUGUGGCAAAGCCUUCACUUGUUCCAGUUCCAUUCGAUAUCAUGAAAGGACUCACACUGGAGAGAAACCCUAUCAAUGUAAGCACUGUGGUAAGGCCUUUAUUUCCAAUUACAUUCGAUAUCAUGAAAGGAUUCGAUAUCAUGAAAGGACUCACACUGGAGAGAAACCCUAUCAAUGCAAGCACUGUGGCAAAGCCUUUAUUCGUGCCAGUUCAUGUCGAGAACAUGAAAGAACUCAUACCAUUAAUAUAUGAGAAAUCCUGUUAGUGGAAGAAAUAGGAGAAGCUUUCUAUUGUCCCACUUCCUUUGAAACACGAGAAAAGAGAGUGGUGAAAGGAUCUCUGGAUAACUGCCUUUUGAAUUGAGAAGAGAGACCUGCAAAAGGACAAUAACAUCUAGAAGGACUUGGAUGGUUCCAUAAUACAAUUCACCUAUAGCCAAUCUUGCAUGAGAUUUCAAAGGCACAGACAAGGAAGGCAUCAGUCACACAUUAGAGGCACCACACAGGAGAGAGGUGUGUGGCUACCUGCUUCCAGCCCAUUUUCCUGAUUCUUUCACUUGUUAACCGAGAGUAUCCCCCAAAUCACUUGUCUCUGUUCCUCAGAGCUAUAGGUCUCCAGAGAUGUCCCCAGGUGCUCCACAUUAAAGAUACAUGCCCGCUUUGCUAUUUCUUCAGAAAUGUUAAAAUGUUUACCAGAGAACUAAUAAAUGUUGUCAUGGCUGGAAAUACUCCCUGAUGCCCAACUCCUCUAUAGAUUGAGUUGGUUUAAGAGGUCUACUUUGUGUUGCAAGCAUUGUUGUUUCUACGGAUAGUGACCUUGUUCUUGAUUAAACCAACUAGAUGGGAGCUUGUUCCUCUGCUGCAUUGUGCAGUGAUUGGUGUCACCAAGGGCUUUUAUGUGAGAAGAGCCACCUUGCUCUUAUCAGGAAACAUAUCACAACUGAAUGUAAUGUCUCACUUCAUUUUUAACUUUGUAUGAGUAUACCUGACUAAAAACACUAUCGUGGUUUCUUGGCAACAAAGACUUUUGUUCAUGUAUUUUAGAAAUAAGCUUAUUAACUGUUUAUAACAACUGCAUACUAACAAUUAUUUUUUAAUUAAGAAGCUAUAUUACAACAUCCCAUUAGCAUCAUGUAUUAGAUCAAGUUGAUAGUGUUGCCAUGUUAUCCCGUGGACACUGUGAGUCAGUGUUGCCAUGUGGAUGUCAGGCAUAUUUUUCUUCAUGUAGAUUUUACUUUUCAUGCUUAUAUUCUUAGUUUUUAUCUGGAUCAUGACUUUUCAUUUAUUCUAAACACCAAAGGUCAUCUCAUGUUCUUCAGUGACUACUGACCAAAGACCACCAGUGGCAUAACUGUCGUCAAAGAGGGUGUAACAUACUGUAGUAAUGAAUAUGACCAAAAGCCAUAGAUGACUGUGAGAUGUAUGAGAAUUACAAGGUAGUCACAUUCAUGAGAAGAG